Messenger RNA from Dovyalis caffra, 359 nucleotides. NCBI's taxonomy places the organism in Eukaryota, Viridiplantae, Streptophyta, Magnoliopsida, Malpighiales, Salicaceae. The record is from the annotation of a GenBank genome assembly.
GACCUAGGGCGGUUCGGAUCUUUGAUAGAAGGGUCAUGGUGAAAAUGCAACCUUCAUUGCAAAGCCAUACUAGCACUGCUCUGCGCCAGUUGGGUAAUGGAUCUAAUGGCCUUUCUAGUGUGAGCAUUAGUAAGAAUAAUUUUGAAACAAUUGCCCAGGAUCUUCUUUUGGAGAGAACAGACCACACUCUUGAGCUCUAUGAAGGGAGCGGAUCCAAUUGGAGACUAGUGAAAAGUGGGACUCUUGGAAAUCUUGGUAGUUUUAAAGAUGUUUUGUUUGCAAACAAUGAGAUGCAGGAUUCUCCUGUGCUUGUUGCACUUUGUCCAAACUUCCGUGAAAAUGGUGCACUGUUGGGUUGA